Molecule: messenger RNA, 1479 nt
Organism: Coccomyxa subellipsoidea C-169
Lineage: Eukaryota; Viridiplantae; Chlorophyta; Trebouxiophyceae; Coccomyxaceae
Exons: 10
Coding region: 1-1479 (492 amino acids)
Biological process (GO): phosphatidylcholine biosynthetic process; phosphatidylethanolamine biosynthetic process
Cellular component (GO): cytoplasm
Molecular function (GO): choline kinase activity; ethanolamine kinase activity
Source: RefSeq, a predicted model, not a curated record
AUGGAUGUUGUUGUGAACGGCAUAUGGAUACCUGUGUACCCCCUUCCGCAGGUAGAAGAGGAGGAUGUGGAUGCCUGGCAGAUAUCUGGUGCCAUGACGAAUAUUAUUUUCCGGUGUCACAACCGUGUGACCAACCAGUACGUUCUGGUACGCAUCUUCGGCACAAACGAUGCACUGUUCAGUCGGGAAGCCGAGCAGGACAUCUUCAGGCGAGUUGCGCAAGUGGGCCUGGGGCCUAAGCUGCUGGCAAACUUCAGGAACGGGCGGGUGGAGGAAUUUCUGUUGGACCAAGCCGUCUCUGCUGCUGAUAUGCGCAGCAGACCUAUCGCAUUCUGUGUAGCGACCGCCAUGGCUUGCUUCAAUUUCAGCCCCCUCAUCUUGUCCAGAAAUGGCGUGGCUCCUCGGGCCAUUGUGUGGGAGCGGCUGCGGUCGUGGGCAGGCUCCGUCGCCAAACACUACCGGCCGGAGCAGCUGAGCGCGUUCGGUGUCAACGAUGUUUUCGGCGAGAUUGCUGCGCUGGAGGCAGCACUGACUGCAAACCACAGCAGUUUGCUGGGGUUCUGCCACAACGAUCUGCAGUAUGGCAACAUGCUGCUUCACACAGCCUCCCACCGCUCCCUCUCUAUGGACUCCAUCAGUUCCCACCACUCAAUAGAGCGCGCGCUGCGGGGGUCUUCGCCGCCACCGCGCGGGUCCUCCCCAAUCUCCGUGCGCCGCGGGGGGCCCCGGGGGACCUCCCCCGAGCCGGAAGGGAUGUCGCCGCGCAGCGGGGAGCGGCUGCGGCUGGGCUCCAAGGGGUUUGCGCCGAGCGAGAUGGAGCCGCGCACGUCCGACGGCGAGCUUGUCACCGACCUCCUUGCGCGCGCCGGCGCCGAAUUUGAGCGCCAGAGCAGCGCAGGGCUGGCGGCCGACGGCGCGUCGCCGGCAGAUGACUCAGCGGCGAGUCACCACCUGCGGGAGCACGCGCAGCGCAGCGGCCGGGCCUUCGGCUCUGAGCGCCUCUCAGUGCGCCUCAUCGACUAUGAGUAUGCGGGGCCCAACCCCGUGGCGUUCGACAUUGCAAACCACUGGUGCGAGUACGGGGCGGAUUACCACACCGACACACCCCACCUACUUGACUACUCGCUCAUGCCAGAUGAGCAACAGCAGGCAAGACACCCUGGUGUCCCUGUCUCUGUGUCUGUUUCUGUGUGUAAGGACCGUUUUGUGAGGGCGUAUAUGGAGUCGGCACUGGCGCUGCAGGGCGGCAGGGGCCUGCUGGCUUCCGGCAGCCAGGAAGCUGCGCUGGAGGAAGCUGUUGAGCAGCUGAAGGCAACCUGCAGAGCGUACCUCCCAGUCUCCCACCUCCUCUGGGGCCUCUGGGGGCUCAUACAGGCACACACGUCAAAUGUUCCAGGAUUUGACUUCAACUCCUACGCACAGCAGCGCUUGGAGCAAUAUGUCAAACUGCGAGAGCUUGCGCUGCCCAACGGGCAGUGA